Suillus bovinus is the source of this 414-nucleotide messenger RNA. RefSeq lists its product as uncharacterized. The annotation marks the transcript as partial. The record is from RefSeq and is a predicted model, not a curated record. The transcript has a single exon. NCBI's taxonomy places the organism in Eukaryota, Fungi, Basidiomycota, Agaricomycetes, Boletales, Suillaceae.
CUCUAUAUGUGCAACGGACAGCGCAUCAACAAGUAUGUUGUAGAGUUCCAGCAACUAGCUUCCCAAGUCCGAGGUUGGGGCGACAGAGCUUUGCGCCGUCAGUUAUAUAACAAACUUCCGGCUUGCAUCAAGGACGAAAUCAGUUGUCAAGGGAAACCCACCACACUUCCUGAAUACAAAACUCUUGCCCAGACUAUCGAUGCACGAUACUGGGAACGCAAGGGAGAAGUCUCCCACAAAUCCAAACCCUCCGCAUCCGCCCCUCCUGCCAAGCAGUCAGCUCCAACCUCCGACCGGAAAGAGUCCUCUGGCGGAAAGUCCAGAAAUGCCUUGGCUUCAUCCUCCGCCAAAACUCUGGACUUGACAUCCAAGCUCAGAAAAGAUGGUAAGCUCACCUCCGAGGAGCUCCAGAGG